AUGUUGCGCGUGGUGGUGCUUGAACGACUGCGGCCGCUGUGGGCCCCCCGAGCGCUGGGGCGCUCCUACGCCACCGGGCCGGACGAGCCCGACUUCACCAUGGGCAACCCUUUCGAAAAGGAGCACCCGAAGUGCGUCCUGUGCAAGCACAACAUCCAAGUGGACUACAAGAACGUGAAACUGCUGUCGCAGUUCCAGUCGCCCUACACGGGGCGCAUCUACGGGCGCCACAUCACGCGCCUCUGCCAGCCCCAGCAGGCGCGCGUGGAGGCCGAGAUCGUGAAGGCGCAGAGCGCCGGAAUGAUGGCCACCUACCUGAAGGAGGCCUGCUACCUGGAGGACCCCAAGCUGUUCGACGUGGAAAACCCCAUAAGACCGCACCGGUUCUGAGCGCCGCCUUUAUUAGAUCGUAGUCAGACAGUCCCUGUCCACUUCGGACACUUUCACUUGGAGCCCCGCGGCCGCGAUCUCCGGCUGCACCACCUUCAGGAAGCCCCGCUCGGAGUCGCUGUGGUUGCACAGCACCACAUGGACGCCCCUUUGGGUGGCCUCCAGCACGUCAUGGUGGCUCAUCUCGCCCGUCAGGUACAGAUCAGCCUCCACGUUGGCCAGCACAGUGGCGCCGGACCCCGCGCAAAGCGCCACCGUGCCCACCUGGGACUCUAAAACUGCUGUUCAACAAAAGGCCCCCUUUCUCUA
Molecule: messenger RNA, 699 nt
Organism: Dendroctonus ponderosae (mountain pine beetle)
Lineage: Eukaryota; Metazoa; Arthropoda; Insecta; Coleoptera; Curculionidae
Gene: mRpS18C
Product: 28S ribosomal protein S18c, mitochondrial
Exons: 1
Coding region: 1-390 (129 amino acids)
Biological process (GO): mitochondrial translation
Cellular component (GO): mitochondrial small ribosomal subunit; ribosome
Molecular function (GO): structural constituent of ribosome; small ribosomal subunit rRNA binding
Source: RefSeq, a predicted model, not a curated record